Branchiostoma belcheri (Belcher's lancelet) is the source of this 5187-nucleotide messenger RNA. Its product is annotated as receptor-type tyrosine-protein phosphatase delta-like. Bases 289 to 4500 code for a protein of 1403 amino acids. Gene Ontology annotation, molecular function: protein binding. The transcript has 19 exons. Lineage: Eukaryota; Metazoa; Chordata; Leptocardii; Amphioxiformes; Branchiostomatidae. The record is from RefSeq and is a predicted model, not a curated record. Gene Ontology annotation, biological process: regulation of apoptotic process.
UCGUGAAAAUGUAUAUGCCUUGCAAGGCUAGCUCUCUCAGUAUGUACUGCAAUGUAGUAUCGUUCCUUCUUACCGGCCACAACUGACAAGGAGUAGUUUUGAGAACCUUUCUGUUGGCUUCAAGACCGUACAGAACGACUGGGACGUACAUUUCCCGGAGACGUACCCGGCAAACAUGAAAAGAAGUCGCGGUGUGACGACGCUUCGCCCGCCGGUACGAGGUUCAGCAACACGACGUCAAGCAUGAAUGCUGAGAAAGUAGAGAUCUGCGGAUGACAGGCGAGCAUAAUGGGUUCUGGGGCUUCAACAGGUUCCAAAGAGAAGGAGUCCAAAGAGUCGGAGGCCAGGGCUGCUGACCAGAAGGCGACGGACGAAAGGAAAAAGCUAAUAGAGGCUGUGACGUCACGAAAUGUACAGGACACCCAUCACUGGAUCAAAUGCCUGAAAAAUGUCAACUUCUACGAUCCAUUUGGGAAAACACCGCUACAUCGGGCGGCCUUUCUUGGGGAUUUCGAGAUUGUGGACCUACUGAUCAGAGCUGGGGCGGACGUCAACAUGCUUGCUAACAGCAGUUUACCGCAAGUUCGGUCGCGGAGCGCAUUGCAUGAAGCCUCCGAGAGGGGCGAGAAGGAUCAUCGUCGUAUCAUUCAACGUCUGGUGCAAGUUGGUGUGAACAUUGGAAGCAAAGACGGUAGAGGGAAAACUGCAUUAGACAUCAUGUCUGAACGAGGGCACAAGGCCGCUGUCCAUUGUCUACUUGAUGCCGGUGUUGAUAAGCAACGUGACUCGGAGGAGGAUCUCCUUCAACUCUCUACGAACAUCAGGCUCUACCAGCCGGAGGGCCAGAAAUGGCACGUCGUCCCUCCGAAAAUCGUCAACCCUAACAACGUUACGCUAAAACUUCACGAAGAAGACCAUCUUGUCAGCAACAUUUUCGACUUCAGCCACAUUGAAGGGGAGCUAUCGCCCGAUCAGGUGUGCAUCGUGAAGUUACCACAUGACCAGGAGAUUCCUGAUGAGUCACGGAGGCUCGUGGCAGUGGCGAGCAAGCAUUUGAUUGGACUUCCGACCUGGGAAUUCUUUUACAAAUCCCUGGAUCUCCAGCCGUAUGUUGUGGCAGAGGUUGCGCAGUUGUCGUGGUUCGCCGUUCUGUCCAGACCGCUGACGGACUCGUUCUCAGUCGGUUCUUCGGGUGGCGAACUGACGUCGACUGCUGAUCCAAGAGCGUCUCUCAAGAUACCGGAGAACACUUCCUCUGACAUGACAGUAGUCCUCGAGAUUCUCCCUGUAGAUGAGAAAACCACAAAAAGGGCCCAGAAGCACGAGGAUGAAUGUAAGAUUGUACAGUCCGCUGGAUCUGUCGUGCGAAUCAAAGUAAUCGGACCAGAAGGCAAGGAGGAGGACAUGGAACCAAGUCGCCCAAUGGCACUACAGCUUCCAGCUCCAAAGCUACUGCACGGAGAAAGUGAAGUUGACGAAAAUGAACUGAGAAUUCUGCAGGACAAACAAGAUAACGAAUGGUGGGACGUUACAGAAGACAUUAAACACAGACUGGUCAACGACAGAGUCAAAUGUGAACUGAAGAAGUUAGAAAAGGCUGGGUACAUCACAACCUAUGCCAAAGACCUCGAAGGAUUGGCAGCAGCUUUUGGUACAGUUUUCAUGCACAGGUACAUCUUCAAUGUCAACAUGCUGAUAUUCUACAACGAUAAAAACCCUGAUGACGUCCGACUUUAUGUUGGAUGUUGUCUCAGCGACGAUACACGUGGUGAGACGAAUGAUCUCAAGGAUGAUGGAUACAAGAUGUGUCAACGACCUAGCGAAGACAUAUUCAUCCGGGUAGGACAGAGGUUUUACAUAGAAUUCUCUGGUAACGUGCAACCCCGCGAUGAGGAAGGAAUAGAGGACAGUCUGUGGUUUACCUUUCAUCCGAGGAAAAGAAGAAACCACAUCGAAACCAGUGUUAAAGUUCUGGACACCAGCCAAGACCCAAGAACAAACGUACACUUUAAGUGGCCUAGUCAGGGGGGCCAAGGCCAGGCAGCAAGUGGAGACACAAAGCCCAACAUGACGAAGGCAGAAACCGAUGAAUGCUUCCUAACUAUGCAAGUCUGUUUGCCACGUGAGACACCAGGAACUUCGAGGUCUUCAAAAACAAAGCCGGAUCCACCAACUGGAGUCAAAGUUACGCCCGAGUCUUCCAAGUCGCUGACCGUAUCUUGGACGCCAGGGUCCGACGGAGGCUGCCAGCAGCAUUUUCAGAUCACCUUCUGUCAGAAGGGUAGCAGCAUCUUUGCUGCCCCAGAUCUGGUGAAAACCCCGGGCGUCACAAGCCAUGAGAUCACCGGUCUGCAGGCGAGCACUACCUACGAGGUGAAAGUCUGUGGAGUGAACGACUUGGGACCGGGGGAGGACCAAAAAGCAGAAGGAACAACGCAAGCUGGCCCAACAAUGUCGAAAAACAAUCAAGAUAUUCUAAGCAGAAACCAAGACGAAGUUGUGCAAAAAAUGCAACCAGAAGAAGUGAUCGACUACCUCAUUCAACAUCACGUUAUCACUGCCAAGGAAGCGACAGAAAUCCGCAACAGCCAUUCUAGCCGUGAUCCGAUAGUGGCGAACGUGCUCGACCUUCUACCGUUCAAAGGAGACCGGGGAUUCACUGUGUUACUGGCAGCUCUCGAUGAUACGAACCAGCCGUACCUUGCUGCACUGCUGCGUGGAGCAGAGAAACCAGACCCACCCACAAAGAUCACAGUAUUUGCUCGCCACGUCUCUUUGGACAUCUCCUGGACGCCUGGAAAGGAUGGAGGAUCCGAGCAGCAUUUUGAAAUCGCUUACCACAGAAAGGACCAGGCUAGUGCCACCACUGCAUCAUCGCCCAUUGCAGUAAAGGCUGGCGCUACGAGUCAUCGCAUCGACGGCUUACAGCCAAAGACAACUUACACCGUUAAAGUCAGGGGAGUGAACGUGAUGGGACAGGGGCUGUACCAGGAAACGGAAGUGACAACACGAGCUGAGCCAACAAUGUCCAAGCAAUGUCAGCAGAUUCUGGACAAGCACAGCGCUGCCAUUGUGGACCGGAUGCAGCCCCAGAAUGUGGUGGACUACCUCAUUCAAAGGAACGCUAUCGAGGCCACUGAGAAACAGAGCAUGGAAAACAUCGACAAGUCGAGCAAAGGGGUUGUCCGCCGCUUACUUGAAUGUCUACCUUACCACGGCGACAAGGCGUUCAACGGGCUGUUAAGCUUCCUGGAGGAGACAAAGCAGAAUUACCUUAGUGCCUUGCUUCGUGGUGUUGAGAAGCCAGGCCCUCCCACUGACGUAGUGGUCACGUGUGUCUCCCAUGAGUCCUUGCACGUGAGCUGGACACCUGGCCCUGACGGAGGUUCCACUCAGUGCUUCGAGAUUGUUUACCAGAAGAAAGAACAUGGCGCUGCUCUCACGACAGUGCCAUCACACACCGCUCAGGUGAAGGAAGAGGGCGUCACAGAGUUCCUGAUAGACGGACUGGAACCGAGCACAGUUUACGUCGUCAAAGUCAGGGGAGUAAACGUACUGGGACCAGGGGAGUUCCAGUCUCAAGACGCAGAAGCAGCUACAAAAGCCGGGCCGAAUAUGUCCAUGGAGUAUCAGGAUCUGCUGAAGAAAUCGCGCAGUGAGGCAGCGGAGACCAUGUCACCAGAAGGUGUCAUAUCCAACCUCAUCAGCGCCGGCGUUCUUGAAGAAGCAGAAGACAAGAUGAUGCGGGGCUCCCGCACGUCAGCCAGUGAAAUCACCUGCGCCCUGCUGGACCUGCUACCGUACAAGGGUGAUGAGGGAUACAGGGUGUUGCUGACGGCACUUGAAGCGACAAAUCAAAAUUACCUUGCCGCUGUCUUUCAGGGGAAAGAAAUACCGUCGCCUCCGACAGACGUGACCCUCAUAUCUACCUGCUAUGACUCGCUGAACGUCAGCUGGACACCGGGGUAUGACGGAGGCUGCGAGCAGUACUUUGAGAUCACGUAUCGCGACAAGGACCGAGAUGGCGACUUCAUCACACCACCAAUCGAAGUCAAGAUAUCAAACGUCAACACCUAUCUCAUCGAGGACUUGCAAGAGAGUACAACGUAUGUUGUCAAAGUAAGGGGAGUGAACGAGCUAGGACCUGGGGAGUACCAAACCCCGGAGGCCGAGGAAAUCACAAGAGGGGCUCCUUCUCAUCCAGACUUGCUCAACGUCAAGAAGAAGACAGACACAUCCCUGACUAUGUCAUGGAAACCAGGGCGCAUCGACGAAGGCGAUCCCUGGGAGGACUACUUCCUGCAGUACAAAGAAAAAUCACAAGGAGCGAACUUUCCCUACCUGGCGCCGAUACGUGUGACGCCACAGCUCGCUACGGAGUACACGAUCGGCGGCCUGCAGCCUGAUACUACCUACAGCAUCAAGCUGUACGCAAAGAGUGCGACCAAGACCUCGAAAUCUGUGAUAUUGGCAGGGGUCACAAACCCUUUGCCUUCCUGAAUUUGUGCGAAAUUGCAGGAUAUUGUGGUCAGUUCUGAUCUAUAUUGCUUUAAAAUGUACAUGAAAUCCACACGUUUCAUCUGAUAAAAAAUCAUCGCCACUUACAGAUCUACUUGAAUAUUUGGUAUUACUCAGCAGAAAGUAGAUAUGUUUCUGAGUAAAAUAUCUAUUCAACACAUCACAGAAAUUCAAUGUUGCUAAAAAUCUCCUGAUCAACUUGGAACGUCUUGCUUUGCUUUCAAAAUGAACGAACAUGUCCUAAGUACUCCAGUCGUCCACUAUUUAACGUUGUUUAUUGCAACUCUUUAUCUCCUACGUUAUAAGGUAACCCCCAUUUCCAGCCUUUUCAUAACGUUUGUAAUGGUUAAACCCAAGGUUAACCUUAUGCGGUAUUGUCAUUCUUGUCACGCAGAGACGCAAUGUAUGGAUCACAGAAGUCACUAUCUACGUUUCCAACUGGAACAGGAAAUUGUGUCUUAGCGUAACAGAUAACUAUUGACAUUUUAUCUCGUCCUGGAAGACAGUGACAAGUGAUAGCCUGUACAGGAAAACGAUAUUACACAUACGUCUUCACGUGUUUUAUUGUGUAUUACAGAAAGUCUCAUAUUGAGACGGCUUCUGUAACUUGAUGAUCUUUGUCUUCGCAUUUUUCACCCAAAAUUACCUUUGUUGGUAAAAUCACGUGAA